Molecule: messenger RNA, 1070 nt
Organism: Cyphomyrmex costatus
Lineage: Eukaryota; Metazoa; Arthropoda; Insecta; Hymenoptera; Formicidae
Gene: mRpL11
Product: mitochondrial ribosomal protein L11
Exons: 3
Coding region: 488-1006 (172 amino acids)
Biological process (GO): translation
Cellular component (GO): ribosome; mitochondrial large ribosomal subunit
Molecular function (GO): structural constituent of ribosome; large ribosomal subunit rRNA binding
Source: RefSeq, a predicted model, not a curated record
CGCAUGCAUAUGGCAUUAAUCUGGAAAAACAAAAUAAAAUUAUCGACAAUAUGGAUAAAUUUAUAGAGGAAAUGCGAGUUGGCCACAAGUAUAAUGCAAUUCCAGAAGGGAAUUAUAUUAUGCAAUAGAUCCUUGCAAGAAAUGUUUGUUUAUAUACAACAGAAAUAUUCAUCUGAAGAAUUUGAAGUAAACUAUAUACUAACGAGAAGACUGAACCAGGACAUCUUGGAAAAUUUCUUUUCAUUUAUAAGGUCAAUAGGUGGUCCAUAUGAUCACCCUACACAAGUAGAAAUACAAAACUGGUUAAAAUGGUAUAUCUUAGGGAAGCAUUCACAGCACGUAGUUUCACGACACAGAAAUACUGAAGGAGAUACUACUUCUGAAAUAUUGAUUAAUAUGGAAGAUGUAUAUGAUUUAGAGUUUACUGAUUUUGAUGACCCAACAAGUGAGAACAGAGAGUCAGUUAUGCACACUCCACAAUUAAAGGAUGUCACAAACAUUAGAAGUAAAGAAGAAGACGAACAUAGUGAACAAGAAGAAGUUAAUGAUCAAGAGAAACAUCAUCAUCGAUAAGUUUUGCAAGGAUUUCAACAGUAGGACAGCCGAUAUUAAGGAAGGCAUUCCUCUACCAUGUCGUGUAAAAGUAAAGUCAGACAGAUCAUAUGAUUUAGUGAUCCAUAAACCACCAACAACAUACUAUUUGAAACAGGCUGCUGGAAUACAGAAGGGAAGAAUAAAGAAGGGUGAAAUAGCUGGCAAGAUAACUUUAAAACAUUUAUAUGAGAUCGCCAAGAUUAAGAUAGAGGAUCCGCCUAACGCACUGCUGACUUUAGAACAAAUGUGCCAAAUGAUAGUUGGCAUUGCUCGCACAUGUGGCAUCGAGAUUGUGCGUGAAAUAGACCCAGACGAAUAUAGGCAGUUUUUGAAGGAUAGGGAAGCAGUAAUCACAGAGUAUCGUGAACAGCUUCAAUUAGCUAAAGAAAGCAAAAUUCUUAGAACGAACUAAUUUGUAAUAGAAUAUCUAUAAACAUUUGUUUCUACUUGUAAUUAUAUAUGUAUAUAAUAAACAG